Messenger RNA from Diospyros lotus (date-plum), 1594 nucleotides. Its product is annotated as alcohol dehydrogenase-like 4. The record is from RefSeq and is a predicted model, not a curated record. Lineage: Eukaryota; Viridiplantae; Streptophyta; Magnoliopsida; Ericales; Ebenaceae. Gene Ontology annotation, molecular function: zinc ion binding; S-(hydroxymethyl)glutathione dehydrogenase [NAD(P)+] activity. Gene Ontology annotation, cellular component: cytosol. Gene Ontology annotation, biological process: formaldehyde catabolic process.
AACCUGAGAGGUUUGGGAAGUAUAUGAUAAUAAACAUACCCUCCCACUGAGAGGCAGAGAGGGUAAAACUGAAUAUGUGUGUAAGCUUAAGGACGAGGGCAGAUUUGAAUAUUUUCCAUUCCCCUGAAUUGGGCUAUAAAUAUGGCUUUGGGUUGGGGUGAGGUGAAGAAGCAAGGGGGGAGAGAGAGAGAGAGAUAGAGAAAGAGAAAGAGGGCGCUAGAUAGCGAGAGAGAGAGAGAGAGCAUUCAUGGGUGGACCGCAGAAUGCCAAUUCCACCGCCGGGAAGGUCAUCACUUGCAAAGCUGCGGUGGCAUGGGCUGCCGGAGAGCCGUUGGUGAUCGAAGAAAUUCGCGUCGACCCACCUCAGAAAAUGGAAGUUCGAAUCAAGAUCGUCUUCACCUCCAUCUGCCAUACAGAUCUCAGUGCCUGGCAAGGCGAGAACGAAGCCCAGCGUGUCUAUCCUCGAAUCCUCGGCCACGAAGCCUCUGGAAUCGUGGAGAGCGUGGGAGAGGGAGUUGAAGACAUGGAAGAGGGCGACCAGGUCGUGGCCAUAUUCAACGGCGAGUGCGGGGAGUGCGCUUACUGCAAGCACGACAAGACCAAUCUGUGCGAGAAGUUCAGAGUGAACGCCUUCAAGAGCGUGAUGGUGAACGGCGGCAAGACCAGGUUCUCAACCAAAGACGGCACACCCAUCUUCCAUUUCCUCAACACCUCCACCUUCACCGAAUACACUGUCAUCGACUCCGCCUGCGUCGUCAAGAUCGACCCCGAAGCUCCCCUCAAGAUGACCCUUCUCAGCUGCGGCGUCUCCACCGGUCUUGGGGCAGCCUGGAAUACUGCAAACGUGCAAGCGGGGUCAAGCGUCGCCAUUUUCGGCUUGGGCGCCGUGGGGCUGGCGGUGGCUGAAGGAGCCAGGGCCAGAGGAGCAUCUAAAAUUAUAGGAGUCGACAUUAACUCCCAGAAAUUUAUCAAAGGAAAAGCAAUGGGAAUUACGGAUUUCUUUAACCCAUUGGAUCUUGACAAGCAGCCAGUCCACCAGAAAAUAUUGGAGCUGACGAAUGGAGGCGGCGUUGACUACAGCUUCGAGUGCGCCGGCAAUUUGGACGUUCUCCGGGAGGCCUUUCUGUCCACCCACGACGGAUGGGGGCUAACGGUAAUACUAGGAAUUCAUUCAUCGCCGAGGUUGCUGCCGCUGCAUCCAAUGGAGCUGUUCGACGGUCGGAGAAUCGUAGGUUCCGUGUUCGGAGACUUCAAGGGCAAGUCUCAGAUCCCUCAUUUCGCCAAGCAAUGCAUGCGUGGGGAGGUGAAUUUGGACGAGUUCAUAACCCACGAGCUCCCCUUCAGCGACAUAAACGAAGGCUUUCAACUGCUGCUCACUGGGAAAUCACUGAGGUGCCUUCUUCAUCUUUGAAUUGAUGGCAUCGAUCAUCAGUCCUUGUAUAAAUAAAUGCUUCUUUCUUGGUCUGUCAUAUAUAUUAUUAAUUUUAGAUGGGCUGGGCUUCGCCGUUACUUCACUAUCUUCAUGUAUUAAUAAUAUAAUGUUGCCCCUCAAUUAAUGGAGCAUUUUAUCAAACAUUUGACGUGCAUCAUACAA